This is a messenger RNA of Betta splendens (Siamese fighting fish), 2065 nucleotides long. It is a transcript of the gene aldh7a1, whose product is annotated as aldehyde dehydrogenase 7 family, member A1. Lineage: Eukaryota; Metazoa; Chordata; Actinopteri; Anabantiformes; Osphronemidae. The record is from RefSeq and is a predicted model, not a curated record. Gene Ontology annotation, molecular function: aldehyde dehydrogenase (NAD+) activity. Bases 125 to 1753 code for a protein of 542 amino acids. The transcript has 2 exons.
CGCUGUCCAAUCACAAUGCAGCACAGCACAGUAGUACUUCCGGUUUGAGCUGCGCCUAUGACGCAAACAUUAAACUCUUGCAUGCUGAGUGGACGUGGCCCUGUGGACCUAAUACUAAUCACCCAUGCACCGCUGCCUGACCUUGACUUUUGCCCAGCACAGCAAACUCAUCUUGAGGAGUAAAUUGGCAUCUGUCCGGUGCCAGCCAACAGCAGCUAUGUCAAGUCUUCUAAUCAACCAGCCCAAGUACUCCUGGCUGAAAGAGCUGGGUCUGUCUGAGGACAACCCCGGUGUUUACAACGGAAGCUGGGGAGGCAGCGGAGAAGUCAUUACAUCUUAUUGUCCUGCCAACAAUGAGCCGAUUGCCAGAGUUACCCAGGCUACUUUGGCAGAGUACGAAGAGACUGUCCAGAAGACCAGGGAGGCCUGGAAGACAUGGGCAGAUAUUCCAGCGCCGAAAAGAGGGGAGAUAGUCAGGCAGAUUGGAGAUGCACUUAGAAAGAAGAUCAAAGUUCUUGGUAGCCUGGUGUCUCUAGAAAUGGGCAAAAUCUAUGUUGAGGGGGUGGGGGAAGUUCAGGAGUAUGUUGAUGUCUGUGAUUAUGCUGUUGGUCUGUCUAGAAUGAUUGGCGGACCUGUCCUGCCUUCAGAAAGACCAGGCCAUGCUCUGAUUGAACAGUGGAACCCAGUUGGUCUCGUAGGCAUUAUUACUGCCUUCAAUUUUCCUGUAGCUGUGUAUGGCUGGAACAAUGCCAUUGCUCUGACCUGCGGUAAUGUUUGCCUCUGGAAAGGAGCUCCAACCACACCCCUCACAAGUGUUGCAGUUACAAAGAUCGUGGCUGAGGUACUGGAGCAGAACAACUUGCCUGGUGCUAUCUGUUCUAUGACCUGCGGAGGUGCCGAUAUUGGCACAGCCAUGGCGAAGGAUGAGCGUGUGGACCUUUUGUCCUUCACCGGGAGUACCCAUGUUGGCAAGUUGGUGGCCAUGAUGGUCCAGGAAAGGUUUGGUCGCAAGCUGCUGGAGCUUGGCGGAAACAAUGCUAUUAUUGUGUUUGAGGAUGCUGACCUCAAUCUUGUGGUGCCCUCUGCAGUCUUUGCUUCUGUGGGCACUGCUGGCCAGCGCUGCACAACAACCAGGAGGCUCAUGCUGCACGAGACUGUUCAUGACACAGUGGUUGAGAGGCUUGUCAAAGCCUACAAACAAGUUCGCAUCGGUGACCCCUGGGACCCCAGCACCCUGUAUGGGCCUCUCCACACCAAACAAGCUGUGGAUCAGUAUCUGGCAGCCAUUGAACAGGCCAAGCAGCAGGGUGGUACUGUGGUCUGUGGAGGAAAGGUGAUGGACCGUCCUGGAAACUACGUAGAGCCCACCAUAAUCACAGGGCUGGGUCACGAUGCUCCUAUUGUCCAAACAGAAACCUUCGUCCCCAUUCUGUAUGUUCUCAAAUUCAAGACAGAAGAGGAGGCCUUUGCCUGGAACAACGAGGUCAAACAAGGCUUAUCCAGCAGCAUCUUCACAAAAGAUAUGGGCCGUGUUUUCCGCUGGCUCGGACCCAAAGGUUCCGACUGCGGCAUCGUGAAUGUCAACAUCCCUACGAGUGGUGCUGAGAUCGGAGGAGCCUUUGGUGGGGAGAAACACACAGGAGGUGGAAGAGAGUCUGGCAGUGAUUCAUGGAAGCAGUACAUGAGGCGUUCGACCUGCACAAUCAACUACAGCAAAGAUCUUCCUCUAGCCCAGGGAAUCAAGUUUGAGUGAAGCCUUCACAUAGAAUCACAUAGAAAGUAAAGCUUUCAGUGACUAACACUAAAUGAUUUUGCAACAGGUUUCUUACAUUCAGAAAGGUCAGUUUGGUUUAAAUAAACUUUGGAUGUGUGUGUUUGGAUGUACAGUAUACAUAUGACAUCUGUGUACUUUAGACUUUAGCCCUAAAUUUGAAAAACUACUUAAAAACUGUUAUGUGUUAAAGGUCAACGGUUUCCUUAGGGUUGUUGUGCACUUUUGUACAAGCACUUAAAAAUGGAUGUUCCUGCAUUAACAAUAAAAAUAAAAUGUAUUUUUGUUGAAUAA